Molecule: messenger RNA, 1722 nt
Organism: Medicago truncatula (barrel medic)
Lineage: Eukaryota; Viridiplantae; Streptophyta; Magnoliopsida; Fabales; Fabaceae
Product: receptor-like protein 6
Exons: 6
Coding region: 1-1722 (573 amino acids)
Molecular function (GO): protein binding
Source: RefSeq, a predicted model, not a curated record
AUGGUCAUGAGGAACUUGCUGUCUGUAAGGACAUUGAUCAGCCAUGCUUUCUUACAAUUUAAGGAAGGCUUUAACAUCAACAAGAAAGCCUCCGAGUACCCUCUCAGUUAUCCUAAAGCAGCAUCUUGGAAUUCCAGCACAGAUUGCUGCUCAUGGGAUGGUGUUGAUAUUGAUGGCAUUAAAUGUCAUCAGCACACAAAUCAAGUGAUUCACAUUGAUCUUAGUAGCAGUCAACUCUACGGUACAUUGGUUGCAAAUAGCAGUCUAUUUCACCUUGUGCACCUUCAAGUUCUUGAUCUUUCUGACAAUGACUUCAAUUACUCCAAAAUCCCGUCUAAGAUAGGUGAGCUUCCACGACUAAAAUUUCUGAACCUUUCUCUUAGAGUCUUAUUUUCUAGAGAAAUUCCACCACAAGUUUCACAGUUGUUCAUGUUGCUCUCUCUUGAUCUUGGAGGCUUUAGAGCUGUAGUACAUCCUAAAGGUAGUACAUCCAAUCUGUUGCAAUUAAAAUUGUCCAGCCUCAAAAGCAUAAUUCAAAACUCAACAAAACAUGAAACUCUUCUACUUAGUUUUGUGACUAUUUCAUCUACUUUACCAGACACACUCACAAAUCUAACUUCGUUGAAAAAACUAUCUCUUUACAAUUCUGAAUUGUAUGGUGAAUUUCCUGUUGGAGUAUUUCGUCUUCCAAACUUGGAACUUCUGGAUUUGGGAUAUAAUCAAAAUCUCAAUGGUAGUUUUCCUAAUUUUCAAUCUAGUUCACUCACCCAGUUACUACUUGAUGAUACGGGUUUCUAUGGUGCACUGCCUGUAUCCAUUGGAAAGCUUAGUUCUUUAAUUGUCCUAAAAAUUCGAGAUUGCCAUUUUUUUGGAUAUAUUCCUUCUUCACUUGGAAACCUCACACAACUCAAGGCGAUAUUCCUUAGAAAUAACAAAUUUAAGGGCUACCCUUCUGCAUCCUUGGCAAAUCUUACCAAGCUACGCACCUUGGAGGUUGCUUUGAAUGAAUUUACUAUUGAAACCUUUUCAUGGGUAGGUAGGCUUUCAUCAUUAACUGGAUUGGAUAUAUCAUCAGUCAAUAUUGGCAGUGGAAUCCCAUUAUCUUUUGCAAAUCUCACGCUAGAAGUAUUUAUUGCAAGAAAUAGCAGUAUAAUGGGUGAAAUUCCAUCUUGGAUAAUGAACCAAACAAAUUUAGGUAUCUUGAACCUAGCCUAUAAUUUUUUGCAUGGAAAGCUAGAGCUUGACACUUUUUUGAAGUUCAAAAAUCUAAUAAUUCUAAAUUUAUCAUUCAACAAACUGUCAUUGCAUAGUGGAAAUAGUUCAUCUCGUAUGAUUGAUUAUGCAAUUCAAUCCUUAGUACUGGCUUCAUGCAAUUUAGUUGAGAUUCCAACAUUUAUAAGAGAUAUGGCUGAUCUGGACUUUCUUCGAGGUCCUAUACCACAAAAUAAUCAGUUUUCUACAUUCAAAGAUGACUCGUUUGAGGGUAAUCAAGAUCUGUGUGGUGAUCAGUUGUUAAAGAAGUGUAUAGAUCAUGCAGGGCCUUCUACUUCUGAUGAUGACGACGACGACUCAGGAUCAUCGUUCUUUGAAUUAUAUUGGACAGUAGUUCUGAUUGGAUAUGGCGGUGGACUUGAUGCUGGAGUGGCAUUGGGAAACACUUACUUUCUCCAGUUUUCUUCUGUUCUUGUAAUUGCAUAUUGUAAGAGUUUCCUUUCUGUGUAA